AUGGCCUCCCCAUUCUACAACUACACUGUCUCUACCUUCACCCGGGGCCUCAAUGCUCUCUCUGCCAUCCUCAAAAAGGCCGAAGAGCACGCAGCAGAAAAGAACAUCUCGCUGGAUGACUUCUUCAAUGCCCGUCUGGUCGAGGAUAUGUUGCCUCUCUCCUCCCAAGUUGCCAUUGCAACCAGCACCGUCUCCAAGGCCCUCGCCCGCGCAACCUUUGUCGAGCCUGCGCCACAGCAGGAGCCCGACGCGACCUACCAAGACCUCUACAAGCGAGUCGAUAGAGCACUCGCGGAACUCGAAAAGGUCGAUUCAGCUACUUUCGCUGCCAAAGAAGGACAAACUUUCAAGGCUCCAAUUGGAGACAAUGUGUUCGACUAUACAAUGGAGGAUUAUUCCGUGCGAUUUGCGAUUCCCAAUUUCUACUUCCAUGUUGUGACGGUGUAUGAUAUCUUGAGGAUGAAAGGUGUCCAAAUCGGGAAAAUGGAUUAUCUGUCGGGGUUCAUCGCUUAG
Molecule: messenger RNA, 513 nt
Organism: Penicillium bovifimosum
Lineage: Eukaryota; Fungi; Ascomycota; Eurotiomycetes; Eurotiales; Aspergillaceae
Product: DUF1993 domain-containing protein
Exons: 1
Coding region: 1-513 (170 amino acids)
Source: RefSeq, a predicted model, not a curated record